GGAAGUCUGCGAAAAGAGUGCAGACGAGCUUGGGGAAAGAGGCAAAACAACGGAGAAAAAAAGCAGAAGUAGAAAAAAGGGGUUUCGAGAACCACGAGGUGGCACCCAUGGUGCAACACACCGACACCAGCGAGACGGACGGCGGCAUGUCGCGGGAGGCGACGGACUCGGAGGAGAGUGAAUUCACGGCGUGCAGCCCCGUCGCCAUCAACCCGGACUGGUGCAAGACGGCCACCGGCCACAUCAAGCGGCCCAUGAACGCCUUCAUGGUGUGGUCCAAGAUCGAGCGGAGAAAGAUCAUGGAGCAGUCGCCGGACAUGCACAACGCCGAGAUCUCCAAGCGGCUCGGCAAGCGCUGGAAGAUGCUGAAGGACGGCGAGAAGAUCCCGUUCAUACGCGAGGCGGAGCGGCUCCGGCUCAAACACAUGGCCGACUACCCCGACUACAAGUACCGGCCCAAGAAGAAGCCCAAGCUGGACGGCGCCAAGUCCGCCUCGGCGGCGCCGUCGCCGGAGAAGUGCGGCAAAAAGACCCCCGGCAAGAAGUGCUCCAAGAUGAAAAAGAAGCCCUACGCGGACGAGUACCCGGCUUUUAAAGUCGCCAAGGUGGUGAAAAGCGAGCCGAGCGACGACGACGAUGACGACGACGACGACUACGAGGAGGACUAUAACCGCCAUCACCACCACCACCACCACCAUCACCACCACCACCACCGCAAGGAGGAGCGGCUGCGGCCGUGCAGCGUCGCCAAGGUGCCGGCCAGCCCCACGCUCAGCUCCUCGGCCGAGUCGGAGAGCAUGUACGAGGAGGUGAGAACCGGGAACAGACUCUUCUACAACAUCAAGAACAUCUCCAAGCAGGGCGCGUUGCACGCCGCUUCCUCACCAGCAUCCUCCCGGUCCGUCUCCACAUCCUCCUGCUCAUCCUCCUCCUCCUCAGGCGAGGACGCGGACGAUUUGCUCUUUGACUUCAGUUUGAAUUUCGCCCCCAGCGCCUCCGGCUCGGAGAAUUCAGGGAACCUGUCGCUGUCCCUUGUGGAUAAAGACCUGGACUCGUUCAGCGAGGGCAGCCUGGGCUCUCACUUUGAGUUCCCCGACUAUUGCACGCCUGAACUCAGUGAGAUGAUCGCGGGAGACUGGCUGGAGGCGAACUUUUCCGACCUGGUCUUUACAUACUGAUUUGAAGAAGAGAAGAAGAUGAAGAAGAAAAAAAAAAAAGAAAGAAAAAAAACAAAA
This is a messenger RNA of Entelurus aequoreus (snake pipefish), 1235 nucleotides long. It is a transcript of the gene sox11a, whose product is annotated as SRY-box transcription factor 11a. Bases 108 to 1178 code for a protein of 356 amino acids. Gene Ontology annotation, biological process: negative regulation of transcription by RNA polymerase II; neuron differentiation; anatomical structure morphogenesis. The transcript has a single exon. The record is from RefSeq and is a predicted model, not a curated record. NCBI's taxonomy places the organism in Eukaryota, Metazoa, Chordata, Actinopteri, Syngnathiformes, Syngnathidae. Gene Ontology annotation, molecular function: DNA-binding transcription activator activity, RNA polymerase II-specific; RNA polymerase II cis-regulatory region sequence-specific DNA binding.